AUGGCGUCUCUCGGAUUGAUGUUUACUUACCCCGGAAACCCUCGGGCAAUGAAGGUUCAAGCAGUGGCGGCACUGAACGGUCGAACUCUUGAGAUUGCACCAGACUUCGUUAUGGGCAAGACCAACAAAUCUGCUGAAUUUCUUUCUGAUUUCCCGCUGGGUAAAGUUCCAGUUUUCAAGAGCACGAAGGGCCUCAAACUUUUUGAGUCCGGCGCGAUUUCUCAGUUCGUGGCUGAAAGCGGACCGGCAAGUGGCCAGUUGCUAGGAAAUACUGCCGAAGAGCGUGCCCUUAUCAGGCAGUGGAUUGAUUUCGCUGACAAUGAGCUGUUCGGGCCAAUCACGCCCUUGAUUCUUUGGCGGUACGGCAUGGGUGCCUACAAUGAAGACCAGGAGAAAUCGUCACUUGAGCGUCUGAAUAUUUCUCUAGAUGCGUUAGAGAAGCAUUUGGGUGGUCGCCAAUAUAUGGCAACAAACCAGCUGAGUUUGGCUGACCUUUCUGUUGCUGCGGGGCUAUACUGGGGAUUUGCGCAGGUCAUUGACAGAGAGAUGUCUUCAAAGUACCCCUUGACUUCAGAGUGGUAUUUGCGGAUCGUUGAAAAUGAUCUGGUUAAACCUGUUUUUGGCGAACACAAGCCUCUUGAAGUCCGCAAAAGCCAUCCAUGA
This is a messenger RNA of Penicillium subrubescens, 663 nucleotides long. RefSeq names its product glutathione S-transferase family protein. The record is from RefSeq and is a predicted model, not a curated record. Gene Ontology annotation, cellular component: cytoplasm; nucleus. The transcript has 2 exons. Gene Ontology annotation, biological process: translational elongation. Lineage: Eukaryota; Fungi; Ascomycota; Eurotiomycetes; Eurotiales; Aspergillaceae. Bases 1 to 663 code for a protein of 220 amino acids.